Messenger RNA from Epithele typhae, 1329 nucleotides. RefSeq names its product fatty acid desaturase-domain-containing protein. The coding region runs from base 1 to 1329 and encodes 442 amino acids. The record is from RefSeq and is a predicted model, not a curated record. Gene Ontology annotation, molecular function: oxidoreductase activity. The transcript is spliced from 7 exons. Gene Ontology annotation, biological process: lipid metabolic process. Lineage: Eukaryota; Fungi; Basidiomycota; Agaricomycetes; Polyporales; Epitheliaceae.
AUGGCCCCCAAGGACCCAUCCGCCAGGACGACCAUCCAGCAGGCACCGGUCGUCAUUCCCGACAUCCCUAUGAAGGACAUCCUCGGCGCCAUCCCUGCCCACUGCUUUCAGCGGUCCGCGCUCAGGUCGUCCCUCUACAUCGUCAUGGACGCCGUGGUCAUCGGCUGCGUUUACACUGCGACACGCUACCUCGAUCCUCUCAUCACCCCCGAGCACAUCGAGCUCCCCCAUCCGUACCUCUACACCGCGUUGAGCUUCUCCCUCUGGGCGCUGUACACGUUCUUUGUCGGCCUCUUCGCCACCGGCCUCUGGGUUAUCGCCCACGAGUGCGGCCACCAGGCGUUCUCCGAGAGCAAGACGAUCAACAACGCGGUCGGUUGGGUCCUCCACUCGGCACUUGGUGUCCCCUACCAUGCAUGGCGGAUAACCCACGGGCAGCACCACGCUUCGACUGCUCACAUGACCCAGGACCAGGUCUUCGUCCCUCGCACCCGGUCCCAGAUGGGACUCCCGGAGUUCGACCCCAACGGCGAGGACCUCGCGGGCAGUAGCAUUUCGAUCAAGGUCAUGGACGAGCUUUACGAGGCCCUCGGUGACUCGCCCAUUGGCACUAUCGUCGACUGCCUCCGGUACUUGCUUGGUGGGUGGCCCGCGUACAUCACUAUGAACGCGUCCGGCCAGACCCAUUUCCCUAAGGGCACCAACCACUUCGACCCUACCGCAGUGAUGUUCCGCCCUGACCACCGCAGCCAGAUCAUCGUCUCUAACGUGGGGAUCCUGCUGUGGUUGGGUGCGGUCGGGUAUUCGAUCUCUCAAUGGGGCUUCUUCGAGGUGUUCCGCGUUUACCUCAUCCCUUACCUCUGGGUCAACCACUGGCUCGUCCUCAUCACCUUCCUCCAGCACACCGACCCAAUUGUGCCCCACUACCGCGCUUCCGAGUUCACCUUCGCUCGCGGCGCAAUGUCAACGCUUGACCGCUCGCUCCUCGGGGACCUCGGCAGUGUUAUGGGCUGGCUUGGCGCGGUCUCCACGCACGGUAUCGCGGAGACGCACGUCGCGCACCACAUCUCGAGCAAAAUCCCUCACUACCACGCCUGGGAGGCGACCUAUGCGCUCCGCAAGCUCCUUGCCAAGCACAACAUGAACCUCCAGGGCAACCCGGUCGGCUGGCGUGAGAUCUUCCGCGUCAUGAGCCAGUGCCGCUUCGUUGAGGACGAGGGCGAGAUCAUCUUCUACAAGAACUCGCGCGGUUUCGCGGCUGCUAAGACCGCUUUCAACGACAACACCGCGAGCGACUCGGGUGUGGAGCUCUUCGACAAGGAGGCGUAA